UGUAAUCGGGACGCCUCUCCUUCUCGCUCUCUGGGCAGACUCCAACUGCUGCUUUCCCUGGUUAGUUCCCUUCGGGUUCUGGAAGUUGUUACCCGAACAUGUCGGCCUUACCGGACCAUGGAGAUGGGCUCUCUAUGGAGGACCAGAGAAGGCGGAGCGCGGCGCAGACCUUCCGCGGGGAUCUGCACUCAGUCCGGAUGGAUCCCAGCCGGACCCAAACACGCCCUCCAAACGAAGCCGUGCUGCAGCGAUCCCAUGAUCCGGCGAUCCCAGCUCCUCAGUUGGACGACUGCGAGAGGAUGGGGACUCUGUUUGGGAUGAUCAACAAGUGCCUGCGGGGCGUGGGCUUCAACCAGGUCUACUUCGGGGACCGGACAGUGGAGCCAGUGGUGGUUCUGGUCUUCUGGGUACUGCUCUGGUUUCUGGGUUUCCAGGCUUUGGGAUUGGUGGGAACUCUGUGCAUCAUCAUCAUCUACAUCCAGAAGUGAUGAUCCGAGAGGAGCUGCUGGGUUCUUUCGGUGCAGACUGGUUUUAUGCUGAUGGCGGGUCGUAGUCAGAUGUUUUGUGGAGCAUCGCUAGUGGAAGUUUGAAGUUAUGUAAGGUGGAAAUAAACCCUCAUCUGCGAACGUUUGGGUUUCCCCCUGGACAAUCAAAUGGAGCUGUUAUUUCCUGCUUUAAUUAUAAUAAUCGAAGCUCUGUGCAUUAACAGCCAAAGAUGAUCAUUUCCUCCAAACACCCUGAUCAUUUCCUGUUUCCUAUUUAAUGACUAAACUGGUCACCUGGUUUGCUUUUAAAAUAUUUGCCUUCACCUUCCGUUUCUGAUUUCCAGUGAUCAUUCCGGCAUAUUCCAGAAAAUAUUCGGUCCAGUUUACGUUUCACCAUGAUGCCCCUAUCACCCUCCAUCCAAUAGAUUCACAGAACACUGUUUGUGUUCAGGAGCUUCACUGCAAAAACACAAAAUCUUACCAGGAAUUUUGGGUCUAGUUUUUAGUGCAAAUAUCUUUGUACACUCGAA
Messenger RNA from Xiphophorus maculatus (southern platyfish), 1015 nucleotides. It is a transcript of the gene fam241a, whose product is annotated as family with sequence similarity 241 member A. The record is from RefSeq and is a predicted model, not a curated record. NCBI's taxonomy places the organism in Eukaryota, Metazoa, Chordata, Actinopteri, Cyprinodontiformes, Poeciliidae. Bases 99 to 488 code for a protein of 129 amino acids. Gene Ontology annotation, cellular component: intracellular membrane-bounded organelle. The transcript has 2 exons.